AAAAUGUGUGGUUUUAUGAGCCUGUAAACAAGAUGACAUUGUUAGUUACCAUAUUCUGAACAGAAUUUCCAGCCUUAAAAUAUUUCACACACUAAACAGUUAGAUAGACAAGGAUGAUUAAAUCAGGUACAUUGUCAUAUUCAGUAUCAUUUUCAGGAAAAGUCUUUUGCUUUUAGUUUUCACUUAUUAGACUGGGACAUAAUGAAGGUGUCUAUACAUAUGUCACAAAGUUUGUUUAGCACAAUGUUUAGUAUUCAUAUGUGAUUCUGUGUGUGACAGGAUGGCAUCACAACCUAAUCUGUUACUGGCAGGAAUUAGAGAUUCGGAGACAAAACACAGGAACAAACAAACUGUGGGACAAGGACACGAAAUAAAGAUUCAAAGAAAACAAGCAAACGUAGGCUGAGCAAUCACCUUCAUUACCAUUCAUCAAAAUGCACUUCACAACACAGGGGUCAGUAAUUUGGCCUUCCGUCAUUUGAUUGAAUUCACCUACACAGCCAAGCUUGCAGUAAGUGGAAAUGAAGAAGUCAGUGAUGUUUGGAAAGCAGCAGAAUACCUACAGAUGCAAGAGGCAAUCAAAGCUCUCAACAGCAGGACCAGGAGCAGUUCACCUGAGGCCUCGAAGCAAAGUCUGACGGAGAAGCACAAAGCCAAAAAGAGGAAGAUAGCGGAGACCUCAAACGUGAUCACAGAGACGCUGCCCUCAGUGGAGACAGAGCCAGUGGAGAUAGAGGUGGAGAUUGCUGGUGGGACAAUAGAGGUGGUGGAGGAUGAGGGCAUUGAGGUGGUGGAGGAGGUGGCAGUACAGCCAGACAAAGAUGCCAGCUCCCAGGACACCUCGGACGAUUCUGCCCUGGUUCUGCUGGCUGACAUCACCAGCAAGUACCAACAGGGGGAGUCGACCCUGCAUGUGAUGAAGAAGGACGAUGAAGCGAGCUGCACCACUGAUCUGGAGGCGGCUGCCACUGCCAAAACUCUGGAGGGCAUCGAAGUGGUGGAGGUGCAGAUCUCCCACCUUAACAACCUGUUCCGCUGCGAGAAGUGUGACCGCUCCUUCAAGCUCUUCUACCACUUCAAGCAGCACAUGAAGGUGCACUCGGACAAGGCCUUUGUUUGCCCUAACUGCAACAAGACGUACACGCGGGAGAGCGCCUUGAAGCACCACCUGGCUUGCCACCACUUUGAGGUGGAGGAAUCGCGCCGCCAGCGGCCUCAGAAGAAAGUGCAUGUAUGCGGAUACUGCGAGAAGCAGUUUGACCACUUUGGCCAUUUCAAAGAACACCUCCGGAAGCACACAGGUGAGAAGCCUUUUGAGUGUCCAGACUGCCAUGAGCGCUUUGCAAGGAACAGCACACUGAAAUGCCACAUUGCAGCGUGCCAAAAUGGUGUUGGUGCGAAAAAGGGAAGAAAGAAGCUUUAUGAAUGCCAGGUGUGCAGCAUGGUGUUCAACAGCUGGGACCAGUUUAAGGACCAUCUGGUGAUCCAUACAGGAGAUAAACCCAAUCAUUGCACUAUGUGUGACAUUUGGUUCACCCAAGCUGGAGACAUGCGUAAGCAUCUCCGGGAAUUCCACGCCAUUCAUGAAAGAGUGGUGACUGAGGUGGUGGUCCCGGAGCAGGAAGAUGUGGAGGAUGUGCAUGUGGAGCAUGUGAUGGUGGAGCAGGUGCAGAUUGAAUCACCGGAGGUUCUGGAGACCAUCCAAGUGCAGGUGGAGUCAGUGGAAGGAGAGGAGGGGAAGGAGGAAAAUGUUCACAUGGACCAAGUCCAGGUGGAGGAAGAGAAAACAGCUGAGAUCAAGGUGCAUCAACCACAGGAUGAGCAACAAUCCUCCGAAACACUGAUAAAAGAACACAUAGAAAUCCAGGUGGAGCACGUCCAAAGCAAUGCAGUACAGCACUACCUGGAAACAACUGUGCAGGAUAGCGAGGUCCCAGUGGAACAGGUUGAAAUACAGGUGGAGGAAGCAGAGGUUGGGGAAGUGCAAGUAGAAGAUGUGUAAACUGAGGACUAAGAACUGCAUAAUUGUCUGACUAUUUAUCCUGUGAGGUGCUCGCCAGGCUUUGCUGGUCCAACCAAUACAAACGGCCAAUAUUUGAACUCCAGUGGCUUUCAAUAGAAUAAUUUAUACCAGAAAACAAAAAAAAAAAACUUGAAAGAAAUGCUGGAAAAUGUACAGGAAUUCUAGGAUCAGUAAUAAAUCUGACACGGAAGUGUUUACUUUUUACUUCGUUUAUGAUGAAUUUGUUGCUAUUAUAUAUAUGACAUUGGAUGAAAAGUAAUCUUUUAGUUGCUUAACACUGCAGCUGAUUUUCCAUUAUGAUUUAGAGAACAGUACAUAUUCUAUCUUACUUGGGGAAAGUAGAGUUUAUUAAAUGUGUGUUUGUGGCUGAAAUGCAGUGUACUGGUCCUGCUUGCCUGUUGGUGGAAAGGACAUUUACUACUUCAUUACAUGAACCCCACUAUUUAGCAAGGAUAUAAAUAUAACUCUUCAAUCUGUGCUUAAAUAUUCUUGGAACAGGUUGGUUAAAGUCAUAUGACCCAUUUACAGAUAUGCCAGCGUAAAGCUAUGCACCAGAGAACAAUCAUUUUAAGUAUAUAACUACAGUAGUUCUUCAGGAAAAUGAAACUGAUUGGAAUUUUGUGUCACCUUAUAAUUGCUCUAUUGAACAUACCUUUUCUCUGGCAAUUGUGAACCUGCCAGGUUUAGGGUACUGUCGUUUUACUUUAUAAAACACAUUCUUACAUUUCCUGCUGGAUUUUCGUAUGUCCCUUUUUAAUAUCAAAAAUCUAUUUAUCUAUGUUGUUGUGUUUUUUUUUUCCAGUGGAUAGUGCCACCAGGUUUUCAGUUUAUUUGUCUUCUACUGGCUCAUUGAAAAGCUUGGCCAAUAAAUCUCCAUUCACUAAUUUGUCAAAGGAUUCCAUUAAGCUUUGUAAAAGGAAACAAAAAAAAAAUUCAAUACUAUUGUGUGGAUCAGAUCUCUUUACCUUAUGCCUUCCUUUGGAUGAAAACCAAUUGUAUCUUCUGUCAAAAUACAGACUCAUUUUGUUUAUAUCAUGAGAUACAUAUUUUAAGUAUGUAAGAAUGCAGUUUAUAGAUGUCAUCAUGGUAUUUUUGCAUAUUGCAGUAUAGUAGAACUUUAAAACUUUAAAAUUAAAUAAAAAGCAGAAAACUUCAUAUUAUAUUUAGAAAAAAAAAGUUGUAGAUGUGCUAUAGGUGUGGGGAGGAGGACAUAAUCCUAGUAUAUACAGUGCUAUUAAUGGCAUGAACCACAGAGUUUACACAUUCUGCACACUUGUACAUCAAUCUGGAAUAAGGGUUAGAGCAUUGCAGAUACUCAAAAUUUUUGGGGGGCUUUAGUUUGUUGAUAUUUCCAGCGGUAAACCUCAGCUACCGCAGAUUGGCUCCAGCCAUGCCUUGCAUACAUCAUGAUCAGCAACAACCUCUAAUCUAAUGGUCAUUUAAACAGCUUAAUUCCCAUACACAACACAAACUGUUUUCCUACAAGUAGUAUUAUUCCUGACUUCUGAAUAACAUUGUAUUACUUUGAGAAUGUUUCAUAUCAUCAGUUAUGUAAUGACCCAGCUGAAUGCCCUGGCCUUGUAUUGAUACAUUGUUGCAAAUAUUUGUACCCCAAGCUCUUUCUGUAUUACCUGAGGUAACAAUCUCUUAAUUUACCAUGCGUGCUUGUUGUCAAAAGAGAAAUAAUAAGACACUGUUGUCAAAGAUGGAACUCUUAAAAAUUCGGUAUGUAUUUUAUCUGUGUGUAGUGACAAGCGAAUGGUAAUUAUUUAUUCAAAAUUCUUACCAAAAUGCAAUGUUCACUGUUUCCCUUAAAUUACCAAAAUUAUGUUUCCCAGCCAAGCAACUUACAUCUCUUAUAAAUGUUAUGUUGUAAUUAAUAUUUAAAGAAUGGUAAUGGACUGCAUUGCCAAAGUUUAUACAUAAGUUUGUGAUAUUAUUAGGUAAGCAACUAGGUAUUAUUUUUUUGAAUAGUUCACUAGAAUUCCUUUCCAUUGUAGGUUUUAUGAAAAACAAACCCAGGGCUGAACUUAAAUUUGUGCAUACAGAUGAUAUCCUACUUAUUCUUCAUUCUGAGAAAUACAGAUUUGCCAAAAAGCAGAUGAUAACCUCGGUGUCAACCUUUCUCAAAGGUCAAUAGCUGA
Messenger RNA from Polyodon spathula (Mississippi paddlefish), 4167 nucleotides. RefSeq names its product zinc finger protein 131-like. Gene Ontology annotation, biological process: regulation of transcription by RNA polymerase II. The record is from RefSeq and is a predicted model, not a curated record. Gene Ontology annotation, cellular component: nucleus. Bases 566 to 2002 code for a protein of 478 amino acids. Gene Ontology annotation, molecular function: DNA-binding transcription factor activity, RNA polymerase II-specific; protein binding; RNA polymerase II cis-regulatory region sequence-specific DNA binding. Lineage: Eukaryota; Metazoa; Chordata; Actinopteri; Acipenseriformes; Polyodontidae. The transcript is spliced from 5 exons.